Messenger RNA from Gracilinanus agilis (Agile Gracile Mouse Opossum), 2996 nucleotides. RefSeq names its product citrate synthase (gene CS). Gene Ontology annotation, biological process: citrate metabolic process; carbohydrate metabolic process; tricarboxylic acid cycle. The coding region runs from base 159 to 1556 and encodes 465 amino acids. The record is from RefSeq and is a predicted model, not a curated record. Gene Ontology annotation, cellular component: mitochondrial matrix. NCBI's taxonomy places the organism in Eukaryota, Metazoa, Chordata, Mammalia, Didelphimorphia, Didelphidae. The transcript is spliced from 11 exons.
CAGGGCGCCGCCGCCGCCGGUUUGUCUCCCCUUUCGCUCAGCCGCCUCCUUUCAACCUUGUCCACUCCUCGGCGCGGCCUCUAGCGUGCCCGCGGCUUCGGUUCCUGCCGUGGGUCCCCUCCUCCCUCCCUGCCCAGCGGCUCCCCAGGCUGUCCGCCAUGGCCUUACUCACUGCGGCCGCCCGGCUCCUUGGGGCCAAGAAUGCAUCCUGUAUUGUUCUUGCUGCCCGACAUGCCAGUGCUUCCACAAAUCUGAAGGACGUCCUCAGCAACAUGAUCCCUAAGGAACAAACUAGAAUCAAGACUUUCAGGCAGCAGCACGGCAAGGAUGUAGUGGGGCAAAUCACUGUGGACAUGAUGUAUGGUGGCAUGAGGGGAAUGAAAGGAUUAAUAUACGAGACGUCAGUUCUGGAUCCUGAAGAGGGUAUCCGUUUCCGUGGCUACAGCAUCCCAGAGUGCCAGAAGUUGCUCCCCAAGGCCAAAGGAGGGGAAGAACCCCUUCCCGAGGGUUUAUUCUGGCUGCUGGUGACUGGCCAGAUUCCGAAUGAGGAACAGGUGAGCUGGCUCUCCAGAGAGUGGGCAAAACGAGCGGCUCUGCCCUCCCAUGUGGUCACCAUGUUGGACAACUUCCCUACUAAUCUGCAUCCCAUGUCUCAGCUGAGCGCAGCAGUCACUGCUCUCAAUAGUGAAAGUAACUUCGCCCGGGGAUAUGCCGAAGGCAUCAGUCGGGCCAAAUACUGGGAGCUGAUUUAUGAGGACUGCAUGGAUCUCGUUGCCAAGCUGCCUUGUGUCGCAGCAAAGAUCUACCGGAAUCUAUAUCGAGAGGGCAGCAGCAUUGGGGCCAUCGACACCAAACUUGACUGGUCUCAUAACUUCACCAACAUGUUGGGCUACACUAAUGCCCAGUUCACUGAGCUUAUGCGCUUAUACCUCACAAUCCACAGUGACCAUGAGGGUGGCAACGUAAGUGCCCACACCAGUCAUCUGGUGGGCAGUGCCCUUUCAGAUCCCUACCUGUCCUUUGCAGCAGCCAUGAAUGGACUGGCUGGGCCCCUCCAUGGGCUAGCCAAUCAGGAGGUACUAGUCUGGCUGACGCAGUUGCAGAAAGAAGUUGGCAAAGAUGUGUCUGAUGAAAAGCUGCGUGAAUACAUCUGGAACACGCUCAACUCAGGCAGGGUGGUCCCUGGCUAUGGCCAUGCUGUACUAAGAAAAACCGAUCCACGGUAUACCUGUCAGCGGGAAUUUGCCCUGAAACAUCUACCAAAUGACCCCAUGUUUAAGCUGGUGGCUCAGCUGUAUAAGAUUGUACCGAAUGUACUUUUGGAACAAGGCAAAGCGAAGAACCCUUGGCCUAAUGUAGAUGCCCACAGUGGGGUGCUUCUGCAGUACUACGGCAUGACAGAGAUGAAUUACUACACGGUUCUCUUUGGGGUUUCACGGGCACUGGGGGUGCUGGCACAGCUCAUUUGGAGCAGAGCCCUGGGCUUUCCCCUAGAGAGGCCCAAGUCUAUGAGUACAGAUGGCUUGAUGAAGUUUGUAAGCUCCAAGUCUGGGUAAAGACAGGAACUGGGCAGAGUGGGGAAGGGGAAGAGAAUGCCUACCAGAAUGAGGGGACUAAAAGAGACAGUAUAUACUUUUUUGUUUUUGUUUCAGGGGGCCUUUAAAGAUUUUUAGGAUUAAAUUAUAUAUGACGCACUGACACUAAGUUUGAGGUUAUUUAAAGUAUAAAUUCAGAUUUUUUUUAAAAGGCAAAGAUGAGACUAUGUUUCCUAACUAGUCCCCCUCCCCUGCCCACUGUAGGAGUUGCCCCUUGACCAUAGUUUGAACAAGACUAAUAGAGAUCUGGGCGAGGAUGGGCCCCCUGCCUCAUCUAGAGUGGAAAUCUAGCGCAUGCCCUGCCCCAACAGGGUCCAUGCUGGUUACAGGGAAUCUGAAUUCACUUCUUUACUUUGGAGAUUUAGGGUUGUUUUACUUAGUUCAAACCCCUCCACACCCACCCAAACUCCUCCCUACCAGUAGGCCAAAAACCAGAACUCUGCCCCCAAAGUCACUUUUCCAUAGGAAUCAUGUUGGAUUGCAGCCCCAAACCCACCCCAAACUAGACACACAGCCACACACAUCAAGAGCUGAGCUGUUCACUGUCUGGACAUGGUUUGGAACCCUCUGCCACCAGAUGAACAGAGGCAAUGGCAGCCAUUAAGAUUGGCACCCAGAAGAGGUGGUCUUGGGAAACCUCAUGUCUCACUAUUUUAAAGGAACUACUUUAGUGCAGACUUUAUGUCCUUGGCGACUCCCUAGGCUGGAAGAGCUUUGGAAGAAUUAUAUUGGGGAUUUCCCUUACCCUUAGUUUUGUACAUACCACUGGUUUGGGCCUCUUCCUCUGUCAGUCUUUCUGGUGUGGUGUCCCCCCCCCCCCCACCUUUUAAUAUUUACAUCUGGACAUAAUCUAACCACUAUACACUUCCCACCCCCCAUACAUUUUCUCUGGGUUGAAAAGAGUGGGGGUGCCUACAAAUGGCAUAGCAUGCUGUCUUCAUAAUAUGGCCAAAGGGAUAAUCCUUUUGUUUUUUUAAACUUGGAAGUGAGAAUGACUUAAAAAUGGAUUUCAUCUUGUUAAUAUUAGACCCCAGGGCUUAGGGCAUUAUUAAUAUAAAUAAUUCACAACCCCCCCCCCAAAUCCCUCAAAAUUAUUUAUCCCAGUUCUGCCCCCCCACUGCCAACAGUUCAUUGUUUAGAGCCCCAUUUGCACAGGUUUUUCAGUGAUUCAGAAUGCUCUGCUGCCUCUUCUUUGAGAAAGAACUGAAAUACACUCCUCUCACUGUGUCCCCUCAUCCAACUCCUCCAAUCCUGCCUGUGUUUGUGUGGAUCCCCUGCCCCUAGAACCAAGCUGUUGAGAUGGACACACUGUCUAUGAACCCCUGGGUAACUGUCAAGAGUCCUGUUGCAGACUUCAGGUUGUUCUGUAUAAAAUGCAAAAUAAAUGUUUUUAUUAACAAA